AUGAGUACUUCUACCGCCGUCACCUCAGAUGACGGGGUGCAAUGCUGGGUCGCCGCCGGCGACGUCGAGACCCGUCGGCAGAGCUUCACCCCCCGCCGCGCCACUCCGCGAUACUUUCACCUGCCGUUCGCCGACGAGGUGCCCAAGAAGAGCGUGCCGGACCUGGUCGCGGACAUCCACGAGGGGUUGGAAGAGGUAUUCGACCGGCCGGACAGCCGCGCCCCGUUCAUACCGGGCUACGCCAACAGGGACGACGCCAUCGUGCGCGCAGCCCUGCUGCGCAGCCUCGGACGCGAAGGCACCGACGUGAUACUUGUGCGCCUGACGCGCUGCGAGCCCAGGAUCAGGUACAGGCGCCUGAGCAAGUACGCGGCAGACGUCAAGUACGAGGGCGGGGAGGAGGACGUGGACGCGGAGGCGGUGCUGAUCCUCUGCGAGCCGUUUACGACAGCCAAUGUCGUGCAGCGCCUUCAAGUUCUGGAAUGA
Messenger RNA from Purpureocillium lilacinum, 486 nucleotides. RefSeq lists its product as uncharacterized. NCBI's taxonomy places the organism in Eukaryota, Fungi, Ascomycota, Sordariomycetes, Hypocreales, Ophiocordycipitaceae. The record is from RefSeq and is a predicted model, not a curated record.